Lachancea lanzarotensis is the source of this 954-nucleotide messenger RNA. It is a transcript of the gene NTR2, whose product is annotated as LALA0S08e06722g1_1. The transcript has a single exon. The record is from RefSeq and is a predicted model, not a curated record. Bases 1 to 954 code for a protein of 317 amino acids. NCBI's taxonomy places the organism in Eukaryota, Fungi, Ascomycota, Saccharomycetes, Saccharomycetales, Saccharomycetaceae. Gene Ontology annotation, biological process: spliceosomal complex disassembly. Gene Ontology annotation, cellular component: U2-type post-mRNA release spliceosomal complex.
AUGUUUCGCAAGAGGUUAAAGCUAAAGUCUGGAAAUGCAAAUGAGCUGACAAAAGGCACCGGUCCUGGUGGCGGUGUGAAAAGUCAACGAAGGAAGAAACCUAGUCUCAUUGAUAAUUACGAAGAUGAUGAAGAAUUUGAACACAAUCUGAAUUCAAAGCCACAGGAAGGUCUUAAAAGAGCAUUCAAGAAGAUUAGCUCAAAUGAUAUACCGUCUAGUGCCGCUGAGGUGGAUACCCAGUAUGAGAUUCCCUAUUCGGCUCCAGCAAGGCCCCAGAUAUUGAACCUGGAGAAUAUGAGUGAGGAAGAGCAGAAUGAUGAAGAUUUCGACACGAGUGCUUCUGAUUGGAAAACGGUACCCUCUGAGUCUGAAAUUGAAACUAUCAGGAAGAGAAGGGCGAUCUUGCAGGAACAGCAGAGUGAUUAUAGCGGUACCGGUUUCUACGCUUCUAAAGGGAAAAUGACGUCGAAAGAAAACGAACGCAGCUACGUCAAAUUGCUGAGCCGUGACGACAAACAGGACUUGCUAGAUGUCAUAGGUGAUGGCCGAAAAGUGGAUCAGGAAGAUUCGACCACCAUGCCAGUUGAUACUUUACCGAGCGGAUUCGAAGAUAGCAGAUUAGCUCUCAGUGAGGGAGAGCUCCAGAAGGAUGAGAUGGAUCGGAGAAGAGCAAUACUCAGCGCCAUCAACGAUGCUCACGUUGAGGACGAAUGGGAAACGCAGCAGAUUGGCAAGACCGAUAACAAUUCUGUAGCUGUAGCGCUGCCGAUUCCGUACCAAGGUAAGAUUGAUCUCGAAUCAGUUGUUUCUGCUCUACAGGACCAUACCCUCAAAGUCCAAGCUAAGAAGAAGAUUCUGGUAGCCCGAAAAGUUUCUUUGGAAACUCAAAAAAAUGAGUUUCUUCGAGAAAAGGACGAAAUGGUCAUUCAACUACAAAAUCUCUCCGUUAUUUAG